UGCACCUGCUACAGCCUCUAUGAAAAGGGUCUGGUCAGCUUCGAAACUCGAGCCAUCCAGGGUCCGGGCCAAGUUCCUGUAUCCACCUCAAGACGAUCCUGCUUCCUACAAUUGGUGAAAACGCACGCGAACCAAAUGCCAAAUCACACUCGCCACUUGAGUUCUGGAGACGCUGGGCCCAGAACACAAUUGUGCCAGUUUGAGGUGAUCCAUGUCGCCUCGGGCGGCCAGAUUAAGGGCACAUUGGUGCGACUGGGAGGGCAUGAAUAUCUGUUGACGACCAAUCUUUCAAAUGUGCAGGUGAGUGAUUAG
Molecule: messenger RNA, 312 nt
Organism: Protopolystoma xenopodis
Lineage: Eukaryota; Metazoa; Platyhelminthes; Monogenea; Polystomatidea; Polystomatidae
Source: the annotation of a GenBank genome assembly